AGGGAAGUAGAGGUACAACUCCCCACAUUGUAUCACAGCUUAGCUUAAUAUUUCUCGGUUCUCAGGCAAAGUUUCGGAAUUGCUGCAGCAGCUGCUGCUUUUUCCUCAUCUUUGACUCAGUACUUCUCUCUCUCUCUCUAUCUCUCUCCCUGUCUUCGUCCUACGCGCACACCACAUCACCUUUCUUCUCCUCCAUUACUUUCUCUCUCUACCACCCGCAUUUUGAGUUUCAUUUAUAUUUUUAUUUUUGCCGCCGUCGGGGAGCGGUUGAAGCGCCGUGUGUCACUGGUUCCGCCGCCGGUUGAAUUUUGUCCAUCGCUGGACUGAGUCAAACGCGGUCCAUCGGGAGGAGGGAGGACCCUCGUUUGACUUUGGAGCUUUGCCAGAAACGGGAGUGUUAGACUUCGGGAACCUUUUUAUUUUUCUCUCCGGCUAGGUUUUUCAGAUCUGAACGAAGGGGAAGGCGUGAUUUUGUAGUUGGAUCUUUGGAGUGUUUUUGGUAAUUUGAAGGGGAAGGGAGGGGAAGUUAGGUGGUGGUGUUGAUGGUAGUGUGUGGCGGCGGAGGAGCUGGUGGAGUGGUCGCAUGAUAAUGAGUGGAGUGGGAUGGUGGUGGCGGUGGUGUUGGUGUGGAGGUGAGCGUUUCACAUGGAAUGGCAGAUCUUGUUAGCUACGGUAAUGCCGAGCGUGACAUCGAGCAGGCAUUGAUUGCUUUAAAGAAGGGAGCUCAACUACUUAAAUAUGGUCGUAAGGGAAAGCCUAAAUUUUAUCCAUUUAGACUCUCUAAUGACGAAACAUCUUUAAUUUGGAUUUCUAGUAGUGGUGAAAGAAGUUUGAAAUUAGCUUCAGUUUCAAGGAUUAUCCCUGGACAAAGAACUGCUGUUUUCCAACGUUAUCUGCGGCCUGAUAAGGAGUACUUGUCCUUCUCGCUCAUAUAUAACAACGGAAAAAGAUCACUUGACCUGAUCUGCAAGGACAAAGUUGAGGCAGAAAUCUGGAUAGCUGGCCUUAAGGCAUUGAUAUCAUCUGGACAAGCGGGACGCUCAAAAAUUGAUGGAUGGGGUGAUGGAGGCCUCUAUUUCGAUGAUAACAAAGAUUUGACAUCAAAUAGUCCAAGUAGCAGUUCUGUGAGUGCUACACGAGAAGCUAGCUCACCUGAGGUUUCCAUUAGUUCAAAUAUAACCACUUCUCCAAAGAGUUAUCGUCCUGAUAAUUUGGUCUUUUCAGAAAGGUCACAUGUAGCUUUGGAUCAAACAAAUAUGCAAGUGAAAGGAUCUGGAUCAGAUGCUUUUCGGGUUAGCGUAUCUAGUGCCCCCAGCACUUCUAGUCACGGUUCUGCACAAGAUGAUUGUGAUGCAUUAGGGGAUGUGUACAUAUGGGGUGAAGUUAUAUGUGAUAAUGUUGUCAAGGUUGGUCCAGAGAAGAAUGCUAGUUCCAUUAGCACAAGAGCUGAUGUUCUUCUUCCCAGGCCAUUGGAAUGCAAUGUUGUUCUUGAUGUGCAUUAUAUAGCAUGUGGGGUCAGGCAUGCUGCCCUGGUCACUAGGCAAGGUGAAGUCUUCAGUUGGGGUGAAGAAUCUGGUGGACGGCUUGGUCAUGGAGUUGGGAAAGAUGUCACUCAACCUCGAUUGGUGGAAUCUUUAACAUUUUGCAGUAUCGAUUUUGUUGCAUGUGGGGAGUUUCACUCUUGUGCAGUCACAAUGGCUGGUGAACUUUACACUUGGGGUGAUGGUACACACAAUGCAGGGCUCUUGGGUCACGGCUCUGAUGUCAGUCACUGGAUACCCAAGAGAAUUUCUGGUCCUCUUGAAGGACUUCAAGUUGCCAUGGUUACUUGUGGUCCGUGGCAUACUGCCUUGAUAACAUCAACUGGACAGCUGUUUACUUUUGGAGAUGGAACUUUUGGUGUUUUGGGCCAUGGGAAUAGGGAAAACGUCUUGUAUCCAAGGGAGGUCGAGUCACUGUCAGGUUUGAGAACAGUUGCUGUUGCAUGUGGAGUGUGGCAUACUGCUGCCGUGGUUGAGGUUAUUGUAACACAGUCUAGUGCAAGUUUUUCAUCUGGAAAAUUGUUCACUUGGGGAGAUGGUGAUAAAAAUCGCCUCGGACAUGGUGACAAGGAACCACGACUGAAACCUACUUGCGUGCCUGCACUAAUCGAUUACAAUUUUCACAAAAUUGCUUGUGGGCAUAGCUUGACUGUUGGCUUGACUACAUCUGGACAUGUUUUCACAAUGGGAAGUACCGUCUAUGGUCAGCUUGGAAAUCCUCAGUCUGAUGGGAAGUUACCUUGCUUGGUAGAAGACAAGCUUGCCGCUGAAUCUGUUGAAGAAAUUGCUUGCGGUGCGUAUCAUGUGGCUGUAUUGACAUCCAAAAACGAGGUUUACACAUGGGGUAAAGGAGCUAAUGGGAGGUUGGGCCAUGGAGAUAUAGAAGACAGGAAAACACCCACUCUAGUUGAAGCUUUGAAGGACAGACAUGUUAAAUUUAUUGCUUGUGGGUCAAAUUACACAUCUGCUAUAUGUCUUCAUAAAUGGGUUUCUGGUGCUGAGCAGUCGCAGUGCUCAGCUUGUAGGCAGGCUUUUGGCUUUACAAGAAAGAGGCAUAAUUGCUAUAACUGCGGACUAGUACACUGCCAUGCUUGCAGUUCUAGAAAAGCACCACGGGCAGCAUUGGCACCUAAUCCCAGCAAACCGUAUCGUGUGUGUGAUUCAUGUUUUGUGAAACUGAGUAAGAUGGCAGAAGCUGGCGCCAACAACCGGAGAAAUUCUGGACCACGGCUUUCUGGUGAAAACAAGGACAGGUUGGACAAGGCUGAUCUGAGGUUGGCCAAGUCAGCCCUGCCAGCUAACUUUGAUUUGAUUAAACAAUUAGAUAUAAAAGCAGCCAAACAAGGAAAGAAAGCUGAUACAUUCUCUUUGGGUCGUUCCUCUCAAGUAUCUCUAUUGCAGCUGAGGGAGACUGUUAUGUCUACAGCUGUUGAUGUACGUCGAUAUGUUCCAAAGCCAAUUCUUACACCAUCAAGUGUUAGUUCGAGGUCUGUGUCACCCUUCUCGAGAAAACCUAGUCCUCCACGGUCUGCAACACCAGUUCCCACAACAUCAGGUCUUUCUUUCUCAAAAAGCAUUACUGAUAGUUUGAAGAAGACAAAUGAACUUCUUAAUCAGGAAGUGCAUAAGUUGCGGUUGCAGGUUGAAAGCCUUAAAAACAGAUGUGAAAUGCAAGAACUGGAGCUCCAGCAAUCAGCUAAGAAAGCUCAGGAAGCAAUGACAUUAGCUGCAGAGGAAUCAGCCAAAUGUAAAGCUGCAAAAGAAGUGAUUAAGUCACUUACAGCACAGCUCAAAGAUAUGGCUGGGAAAUUGCCGCCUGGCGCUUAUGACCCUGAAAGCCUCAAGCUGGUUUACCUACCAAAUGGAUUGGAACAAAUUGGCACACACCAUCCAGGAGCUGUUGGAGAAAGGAAUUCAGGAUCGGAUGCAAUCAAUAGCUCUUACUUGGCCUCUCACCCCGGAACAGAUUCAUCUAUGCCAAAUAGAACGUCAGGGUCAUCUGAAUUGCUUGGAGAUGCUUCUGGCAGCAACGGAAGUAGCUUAGGUCCUCAGGCACUAGGACUAGCCACCUCAAAUGGAACAAACGACCGCUUUGAUGCCAGACUUCCUAAUGGUGGUGGGAAUAACCAGUCCUAUCGCAGCAGUGUGUCUGAAAGUCUCGACGGUAGAGAAUCUGGGCCUUACCAGGACAGUGAAACUGGCUUGAAAUCCAGAAACUCUGUGGUUCCAGGCAAUGCUAGCCAAAUAGAAGCUGAAUGGAUCGAACAAUAUGAACCGGGUGUGUAUAUAACACUUGUAGCCCUUCGAGAUGGAACUAGAGAUCUCAAACGUGUUCGCUUCAGCCGGAGAAGGUUUGGAGAACACCAAGCAGAGACUUGGUGGUCAGAGAACCGAGAAAAGGUUUACGAGAAAUACAAUGUCCGGGGAUCAGACAAGUCAUCGGUUUCCGGCCAGGCUGCCCGACGAUCUGAAGGAGCUCUUUCACCUUCUUCUCAGAUUUAGGUAAAACACAGGAUAUUGAAAGAAGUUUCUCUACUCCAUUUGAGCAUCAUAAUGUAGUUGUUAGAGAAAUUGGAGGAACACAGACACCCGAAUUUUUGGCCUUUCUUUGCUCCUUUCCCACCCUCUCUUUUUAUUCUUUCUUUUUUCUUUAAAUUUAUUUUUUAUUUCAAAAAAAUUUAUCCUCCUCCUAUUUCAUCUCCAAGGGCAUCAUCCACCUGGCUUUCAUCAUCAUAGUGUGUAUAUAACUCUCAAUUAUUAUAAUUUACAUUUUUCUCAGAAA
Messenger RNA from Sesamum indicum (sesame), 4323 nucleotides. Its product is annotated as PH, RCC1 and FYVE domains-containing protein 1. Gene Ontology annotation, molecular function: metal ion binding. Lineage: Eukaryota; Viridiplantae; Streptophyta; Magnoliopsida; Lamiales; Pedaliaceae. The record is from RefSeq and is a predicted model, not a curated record.